UUGCUAGACUAACGCGAAUAUAUUUGAUAUCUUACCAAACAGUUUCCCCGCCGAAAAAGUUCUCAAAUGGGUUACAUUUAAUCUAAUGACGAAAUCGCGAAAAAGCUCGAUCCAGAAAGCUUCAUUUGUUGGCAUGCACAACCAAUAUAACACGCCAGCCAUGACUAGCGACGAACAAAGUCGAGAAAUGGUUGAGGCAUAUGAGAGCACAGCCGAAGAGCAACAGCUACCAAAAUGGGUGGAUCAGGAAUUGUUCGUGGAGUUUUUAGAACGCGACUUUGAGGAUCUGAAGAGCAUCAAGGAGUUUAAAGUGGAGGCAACGGGUGGCAAGGGAGAGAACUACACAACCCUCCUGCUACGUGCAAGUUUCUCUCUAGAGCUGAACGAUGGCUCUCUGAAAAGCACUUCUUAUAUGGCCAAGGUUCUUCCCAAUACUGUCAGCACACGGGAUCUCGUUACGACUUGGAAGGUAUUCGAGAAGGAGAGCAACUCCUAUGCCAAUUACCUGCCAGAUUUCGAGCAAAUGUACCGAAAGGCCGAGAAGAAAGUUACCUUUGGGCCACGCUACUACCAGCAUUCGAAGGAACUGGAUGAGGAGCUCAUUAUCCUGGAGGAUCUGUGCCAGCGCGGCUUCAGAAAUGUGAGCCGUCAGAAUGGCUUCGAUAUGGUGCACACCAAGGCGGCACUUGAGAAGUUGGCUCAGUUUCAUGCCGCUUCGGCAGUGCGGUUUGAACUUAAGGGACCCUAUCCAGAGACUUACGACAGAAAUCUGUGCGGCACAGAGGAUAACUUCAAGGAGUUUCGGGAACACCAAUCCAAGACGUUUGUCGAAGCGCUGGACCUCUAUAACGCCUCUCACCUGAAGAAGACAAUUGAAGCCUACAGCCAACAAGCAGAGGACAUGUUCCAAGCGCACGCCCCCAAGAUAGAAAACGAGUUUCGUGUGCUCAACCAUGGCGAUGCCUGGUGCAACAACUUCAUGUUUCAAUACGACGAAGAGGGUGUGCUAAGCGAAACAUAUUUCGUAGAUCUGCAGAUGAGUCGGUACUGCUCGCCCGCCCAGGACCUGCUCUACAUGAUUCUUUCCUCCGUUAACGGCGACAUAAAGAUACAAAAGUUUGACUACUUCAUCCAUUACUACCACGAAAAACUCACUGAAAACUUAACACUCUUAAAGUACCCCAAGAGCUUACCAAAGCUGAAGAGCCUCCAUCAAUCCAUCUACAGUUACGGCGAUUGGAUUUUUCCGAUAGUAACCGUUCUCCUGCCAAUCGUCCUUGUCGAUGCCAAUGACAAUGCCAAUAUGGAUGCCUUAAUGGACAAGGAUGGAGUCGGGGACCAGUUCAGAAACAGCCUGUUCCACAACCCUCGCAUCGGGAGACACCUUAAGGAGGUCCUCCCUUGGGCUCACAGUCGAGGAGCCUUUGAAGUAUUUGUGCGACAGAACUAUGCACGGCGGUGCAAAUAUCAGUCCCUAGACGUUCGCACAGUCGAACGGACGCACACAAAUUGCGAUCUCUAUUUGAACAAAGAAUCAAAGUACACCUCCAGCUACACAAUGGGUCUACGAAAUUCCAAGCCAAAGCACAGCUAUGAGGUAACUCCUCCAAAGUCUGAAAAACAGCUCCCUCCCAAGGCAAUAUCCCCAUCCCCGGAACCCACCCCUGUGGCACAGAUUAAAUCUGACGACACACCUAUCCUCAGCCCCAGCACCACUACAAUCGCCGACGGUCCUUCUCUGGGGCCAGAUUGGCUUAAUGAGACACAAUUUGUGGAUAUACUUUCUGCCAAUGUUCCUCAGUUUUCAAGGAUUCUUAGCUUUCGCGCUAAGCCCGCCAUGUCCCCCGGAGAGAACUAUGCCACCCUCAUGCUGCGAAUCAGCAUCGAUGUGGAGCUCAAUGACAAAAGUACUAAAGCCACAUCCUUCAUGAUGAAGGUUCCACAUAAAACCCCUCAAAUGGAACAAAUGCUGGCUAUGGCAAACUUUUUCAAUACUGAGAAUAUGGCUUAUAUUGAUGUUUUACCGAAACUGGAAGAGCUCUAUAAAGCCAAGGGAAUGGACGUCACAUUGGCACCGCGAGCCCAUAGACUAGACUCUAGCCGGGAGCCAAAACUGGCAUAUACCGUGCUCAUGAAUGAUCUGGGUCAGGACGGCUUCAAGAAUUUGAAUCGUCUGGAGUGCCUGAACUUGGAGCAAACCAAGUUUGUUCUGCGAAAACUGGCCCAAUACCAUGCGGCCACUGCAAUGAUGAUUCAAGUGAAUGGACCUUAUCCAGAUAUAUUCAUGAAUGGUAUGUUCGGAACGAAUAAGGAUGCCAUAAAAGCCUUCGUAGACGGAAUGCUUGGUUCCUUCCAAACUACAUUUAUGGAAAAUCUGAAAAACCUAAAGGAUGGAGAGCAGUAUCGGGACAAGCUCAACAAAACAUUUUCAAAAUUUGCCUCGGAGUUCGUAAAGCUAAGCGAGUACGAUCCCAAAGAGUUUAAUGUUUUGAACCACGGCGAUUGUUGGACAAAUAAUUUAUUGUUCAAGCUCGACUCCAAGGGAGAACUUCAAGAUAUGGUGUUUGUGGACUUUCAAAAUCCCAAAUACGGAUCCCCGGUCCAGGACAUCUUCUAUUUUAUCAUCACUUCAGUGCACAUAGACUACAAGAUGAAAUACUUUGACUUCUUUAUACGGCACUAUCACGAGCAGCUUACCAAACAUCUGAAUGUGCUGGGCUUUACAGGACACCAGCCUUUGCUCCGUGAGCUUCACAUGCAGUUUUAUAAGUACGGAGACUGGGCGUUGUACCCGUCGAUUACCGUGCUGCCUGUCGUGCUCUUGGAUCCCACUGAGGGUGCCACAUUCGAGAAUUUCAUGGGUUACACCGAAUCAGCCGCCAACUUCAAAAAUCUGUUGUACACCAACCCACGUUACCACAGCUACAUCGAGCAGAUACUACCUUGGCUGGACAAUCGUGGUCUGCUGGACGUAGACCAGCCGAUGAAGAAUGAAACUCCAUUACCUACGCAGCCCAAUUCCUUCUACGAGAUCUUCGACUGGCUAAAUAUAGACGACUUCAGAGACAUAAUAGCCGCCACGGAUCCAGAGUUCGAGAGCAUUGUGAGCGGUUAUUCGGUAUUGGCAACCAAACCAGGCGAUAACUAUGCGUCCAAACUGCACAGAGUGGACAUCAACGUACUGCUAAAAGAUAAAAGCGCCAAGACCUAUUCGUAUAUUCUGAAAGUGCAAGUUGCAGCUAGUGAUAUGAUUAACUUUUCCGACUUCAACCUAUUUUCCAAGGAGAUUAUGGUAUACGACAAAUAUGUGCCCGCCUUUGAGGAACUCUAUAAAGAUGCAGGUCUAGCAGUCACGUUUAGUCCGAAGUCCUAUAGGCUGAGCAAGCCGGUCACAGCAGAGUAUCUGAUUCUGGAGAAUCUGCAAGCAAGAGAAUUCAAGAUGUGCGAUCGGUUGAAAGGCAUGGACUUGGAACAUAGCAAGUGUGCACUAAAAAAGCUGGCUCAAUGGCAUGCAGCUUCACUCAAGUACAAGGAGCUCAAUGGACCAUACCCCGCUAUGUGCCAGAAAGGCAUCUUCACCGAAAAAACGGAGGAAAUAUUUAAGCCCAUGUUUGCCCAGAGCAGGAAAACUUUUUUGGAUGUAGUAGCCAAUUUUAAAGGAGCUGAUGAAUAUAUGCAUAAGCUGCCAUCGAUUUUGGAUGCCCAUGUGGCGGAAGUCAUUAAAGAUUCCAAAGUUAAUGAGGAAGAGUUCAAUGUGCUCAACCAUGGGGAUGCGUGGGUGAAUAACAUCAUGUUCAAAUACGAUUCGGACGAACAUGUCCAGGAAACCUACUUGCUAGAUCAUCAGGUCACGCAAUACGGGAACCCAGCCCAAGAUCUAUAUUAUUUCAUAAUGAGCUCCACAACGUUGGACAUUAAAGUUGAUCAGUUUGAUUAUCUCAUCAGAUGGUAUCAUCAAAAUCUAGUGGAACACGCCGGACUCUUGAAAUACCACGGUUUCGUUCCCACUCUUAAGGAACUUCACAUCAUAUUGAUAGAGCAUCCCAUUUUCGCGGUCGGCACUAUAAUUAGUACCUUAACCAUUUGCCUCAACAAAGCUGACGACAAUUUUACUACAGAUGCCUUUUUUGGUGACAAUCCUGAAUCAGAUGCUCUGAGAUCAAAGCUCAUGAGCAAUGAGCGAUACAGAGCUAACAUUGAGCGUAUUAUGCCUUGGCUAAAUGGGCGUGGGCUUCUCGAUUUUGUAGUAGACUCUGUUGACGCCGGAAGAACUGAAUAGAUUCAAUAUUAGAU
Messenger RNA from Drosophila obscura, 4293 nucleotides. RefSeq lists its product as uncharacterized. NCBI's taxonomy places the organism in Eukaryota, Metazoa, Arthropoda, Insecta, Diptera, Drosophilidae. The transcript is spliced from 11 exons. Bases 86 to 4279 code for a protein of 1397 amino acids. The record is from RefSeq and is a predicted model, not a curated record.